AAAACCUUCCUCUCUUGUUUUCCCAUUCCUUCUCUCUGUUUCUAUCUGGUAUUCCGAUUCUUCUUGAUUCUUCUUCUCUUUUCUUCAGAAGGAAAAACUUUUGCAGCCACUCCCGAGUGCUACUGUUUAAUUUCGUUCGAUUUUGAUUUCUUCUUAUUGUUAUUUACUGCGAAUUCAUUCCCCUGCCACAAAGACGUCAUUUCCACUCCUGGCUCAAGUUUUCUCUUUUCAACUGGAGUAUUCUAGUAUUGGCUCUGCAAGAUUUGAAAGCAAAAUCCGGUUUUCCUGAUGGCUACUCAGGACCAAGUUGAAGGCACAACAUCGCCCAACGCUCUUAAAUCUGGUAUAUGCUGUUCCAAUUCCAGCCCAGAAUCUGAGACUUUGACCCAGUUUCACGAGUUAUACACUUUUAAGCAUGACCAUACACCCAAGGUCAGGAAACCCUACACUAUAACUAAGCAAAGGGAAAAAUGGACUGAGGAAGAGCAUCAGAAGUUUCUUGAAGCUUUAAGGCUCUAUGGUCGUGGCUGGCGCCAAAUAGAAGAGCAUGUAGGCACCAAAACUGCUGUUCAAAUUCGAAGCCAUGCACAAAAGUUUUUCUCUAAGGUUGUCCGAGAGUCAAAUGGAGGCUUUGAGGGUUCCAUUAAGCCAAUUGAGAUACCCCCUCCUCGUCCAAAAAGAAAGCCAGUGCAUCCAUAUCCCCGCAAAUCUGUUGAUUCACUCAAAGGAAUAUUACCAUCAUCUGAACCAGAGAGGUCUCCAUCCCCUAGUCAAUUUGUUAGAGAACAAGAAAACAAAUCACCCACAUCAGUUUUGUCUGCAUUUACUUCUGAUGCAAUGGGGUCUGCUGCCUCAGAGCAGCAAAAUGGAUGUUCUUCCCCAACUUCUUGUGCUACCAAUAUGCAGUCAAUCAAUACAUCCCCUGUUGAAAAGGACAUUGACUAUGCAACAUCUAACUCGUCUGCAGAGGAAGAGAAAGCAUCUUUGUCAUCUGUGAAGGUGUUUGGUCAUUCAGCUGUGGAGGAUGUUUUGCCCAUGAAACUCAAUGCAGAUUUCAAGGGCUUUGUGGGUGCUAAAGCAGAUGCAACAAUGGUUGUGCCUUUCACUAGUAUUAAGCUUUUUGGAAAAACGGUUCAGGUGAAAGAUUCCCAUAAACCUUCCAUGGAUGCAGAAAAUUUUAAGUCUCCAACAUCUAAGACUGCUCAAGGGGAGAUUGAUGCUGUCGGUGAGAUGCUUGUUCAGGCAUUACCGUCAACACGGUUAGACACGCGUUUGUCACUAGGGUCUGUCACCGAAGAUUGGAGUGUGGUGCCUUCCCAAGCUAAUUUAUCCCCUUACAUGGAAAUCUACCCAGAUAAAGUUGACCAUGUUGAAUCCACCAGUGAUGCUUCUCUGCCAUGGUGGACUUUCUACCAAGGUCUACCCUUUUAUUACAUUACCUCAUUUAAUCAAACCCAAACAGAUUCUUGUGUCGAAGAGAGGAUGAAAGAGAAGGAAAUUCAAAAUGAAAGAUCCUCUACUGGUUCAAAUACCAGCUCAGUUAGUCAAGCAGAAAAUAGGGAGAAGAAUUCAGAUUCUGUUGAUUCCCAAUGCCAACAUCCUUGUCCUGAGGGGAAAACAACCAGUCAAAAGUGUAGCAAGGGAUUUGUACCAUACAAAAGAUGUUUAGCAGAAAGAGAUAUGUCAUCAUCUGUGGUUAUGUCCGAAGAGCGGGAGAGGCAAAGAUCCCGAGUAUGCUCAUAGUAGCCAGUGCUGUUGUGCUGAUAACGAACCAGUAAAAAGUUUUUAAGCUAAUUUACUUGGUGGGAGGAUGACAAAUAAAUAUUUCUGGUGGUGGUUUCCAAAGAUGAUAGGCAAAAGUUUCACUGAAUUCUAGGCUAUUUUUUCUUUCUGUUGCUAUAUAUCAGCUCAGCUCAGUUCAGAUGGUAUAUGUCCUGGUAGGUGGAUGCAGAAGAAGCAGAGGAUCUGAUGGCAGUUAAUUAUGGGUUGUACAAUGUGUCUAUAGCUUUAGAGGUGUAAAUGGCCCUGCAAGAUGGAGAAAGAGGGGUCCGUUUGUAUGUUCAGAAUUAAAAGUCUCAUCUAGUUUUUGCACGUCAAGUGUUGAAAAUGAUAUAUGUAUGUUCUGGAUGCUGACUUGUUUUCCAUCAAUUUUUGUAUCUUGUAUAUUCCAGAAACGUUUCCCCCUUCUCUUUUUUUCGAAAUAGCAAUUUGUUUCC
This is a messenger RNA of Theobroma umbraticum, 2216 nucleotides long. Its product is annotated as protein REVEILLE 7-like. Gene Ontology annotation, molecular function: DNA binding. The record is from RefSeq and is a predicted model, not a curated record. Lineage: Eukaryota; Viridiplantae; Streptophyta; Magnoliopsida; Malvales; Malvaceae.